Messenger RNA from Trichoderma breve, 1914 nucleotides. RefSeq names its product WD domain, g-beta repeat domain-containing protein. The record is from RefSeq and is a predicted model, not a curated record. Gene Ontology annotation, biological process: proteasome-mediated ubiquitin-dependent protein catabolic process. The coding region runs from base 1 to 1914 and encodes 637 amino acids. The transcript is spliced from 6 exons. NCBI's taxonomy places the organism in Eukaryota, Fungi, Ascomycota, Sordariomycetes, Hypocreales, Hypocreaceae. Gene Ontology annotation, cellular component: Cul4-RING E3 ubiquitin ligase complex. Gene Ontology annotation, molecular function: protein binding.
AUGGACUGGACACCGGGCGACCGUGAUGGUGAUGGAGAUGGAGAUGGUCCCUUUGAGUGGGACCCCAGAGAUGCGGAAGUAACUGGAUACGGCAGCUGGCACACCGCCGACGAGAGUCACGAUGAUGAUGAUGAAGACCAUGGCGACGUGUAUGAGGAUGCGAAUGAGGGUGGUGAAAACGAAGAUGAGGACGAAGAUGAUGAUGAUGAUGAGGAUGAUCCCGACUAUCGUGACGAGCCAGAUGAGGACGACGAAGACCUUCACGAUCAUGAUGAGGAAGAAGAAGGAGACGGUGACGACCGGGUGGAGUACGCCUUUGGUGAUUUCCGAUUCCAGAUUGUAAUCGACGAUGAAGAGGCGGGGCGAGACGAGGCCGCCUUGAGACUGAUUUCACUACUAAGAGCUGGCCAAAGAUCGGGGCUCUUGACGAGACAGCAGCUCAUGACAUUAUUCCGCGGCACCGGCCUAGGCCGUGGGAUACCCGUCACACCAAAAGAUCCCAACCGGUUUCCCAAAGUCCCCAGCGAAGAGGGCAGAAAGCUCAUGGAGUCCGGAGUCUUUGGCUUGAGUGAUACUGACCUGCGGACUAAAAAACGAAUCGCAAGACGUCUGCUGGAUCGGGAGAUUGGCCUGGGGGAUCGGAUGUCGAGAAAGCGGACCAAUGGUGUUUUGGCUCAGAGCUUCAUCCCUGGGAGCAAGGCGGAGAAAAUCAUCCAUUAUGAUCACCCCAUCUAUUCUGGCCAGUUCUCCGAUGACGGUAACUUCUUCUUCUCAUGCUGUCAGGACUUCAAUACAGUAAGCUACCCCUUUGGUCAGUGGACACUUACAGACGCCUCUCUGAGUCCGGACAACCGCUGGCUGGCGUAUACCUCUAUCCAAAGUAUCGUCUCAAUAGCCCCCACCGAUCCCAGAGACAAGGGAGAGCCUUACUCUCUCGAGCUUGAUGACGGAGAGGGUCACACAAGACUUUCAUUUUGGCGUAACCGCGGCUCCUUUGGAAUCUGGUCCGUUAGAUUUUCAGGCGAUGGACGAGAGCUUGUUGCUGGCACCAGUGCUCACUCACUAGUCGUCUAUGAUAUCGAAUCCAGGAGAGUCCUUCAUCACAUCACCGGUCAUCAGGACGAUGUUAAUGCCGUGUGUUUUGCGGACAAGGCAUCCCCCCACAUCAUCUACUCCGGCUCAGACGACACGACCAUCAAGGUGUGGGAUCGACGAAGCAUGGGAGACAAUCGAGAGGCCGGAGCCUUUGUGGGCCACACCGAGGGCCUGACGUACAUCGACAGCAAGGGUGACGGGCGAUACAUUCUCAGUAACGGCAAGGAGCAGAGUAUGAAGCUGUGGGAUCUGCGCAUGGCCAUGUCGACAGAUCGGUUCCGGGAAGUCACCAAGGACAACGACACUCGCCUGGAUAGGUUCGAUUAUAGACAAGACGAAUAUGACGAAGAUGACUGGGAUGUGCACCCUCACGACAAUUCUCUUGUCACUUUCCGGGGCCACAAGGUCCUCCGCACGCUUAUUCGAUGCCACUUCUCGCCGCCGUCGUCGACCAACUCGCGCUACGUCUACUCUGGUAGUGCGGACGGCAAGGUGCACAUCUGGAACAUGGAUGCCACCAAGGCAGGCGAAAUCGAUGUACAGGGGGCGACUGACCAGACGAGGAGGCUCGAUCGCCGUACUCGGGUCUACUUUGACGAGCCCGGCGGCUGGGGCACAUGCGUCCGUGAUGCUAGCUGGCAUCCUAGUGCGCCAAUCAUUGUUGCGUCUGCAUGGAAUGGAUACAGCAUGGCGCGAGGUACCUGCACAGUCCAUGCGUUCAACGGGGCUUCUGAGGAUGAAGGAGAGCCUAGGCUGGGAGACAGUGUCAACGAGUCGCUGAGGGCAGAUCCAGAGACGUUUUAUCAAUCACGGUUUUAG